This is a messenger RNA of Anopheles funestus (African malaria mosquito), 1946 nucleotides long. RefSeq names its product glucose-induced degradation protein 8-B homolog. Bases 549 to 1235 code for a protein of 228 amino acids. Gene Ontology annotation, cellular component: cytoplasm; nucleus. Gene Ontology annotation, molecular function: protein binding. Gene Ontology annotation, biological process: proteasome-mediated ubiquitin-dependent protein catabolic process. NCBI's taxonomy places the organism in Eukaryota, Metazoa, Arthropoda, Insecta, Diptera, Culicidae. The record is from RefSeq and is a predicted model, not a curated record. The transcript has a single exon.
CUUGUUUUGGGAGGGGGGUUGGGUGGUAUGUAAAAUUGAACUUAAAACACGAAUGUGAAAGUGUUAUAUUUGUUUGGAAACAUGGAUACAAUUUCACACUUAGCUGUGGCCCAUGCGACUUCGGCGAUGAUGAUUUAUGGUGCCAUCAAUUACUGUUUAGCCGAUCGCAUCCGUUGGAUGGAGCAAGCACAGCUUCUGGUUGCCAAGGGAAACCGCACGCGCAACAUCUGUUUUCCAUUUUGCGGUUUUUGGGACGACGUUAUUUGGUACCAAUGGAGUUUUAAUAGUUCUUACCAAAUAGGAUGUUUGAUAUAUACAAAUUCCUUCCAUCCUUGAACUAAAACCAAAGUACACAUGCACGAUGAUCAAAAGUUGAUAAGUUUCUUCAAAACUUUCAGUCAAGGUUUACUAGAUAUUUUGCGCCAAAUAUUUGACAGUUCCGCAACCGAAAACCGAUUACCGCCAACUUCAUCGUGAAGUAUAGUCGCGCAUUCGUAACAAAGCAAUCUUCACGUGGCGAGGAAUACGAAGCGCGGUGUGUGUACGAAAUGGAUCAGCAACCAAACGACCUAGUGUCAGCGGUUGAGGAGUGGACAAAACUCCUCAAAGUAUUUCAGUUCCAGCAGGAAAACAACAAUGUGUUAAUUGCAAACUAUUUAGUUCGCGAAGGCUACAAGGAAGCGGUGGAAACAUUCAUCCAGGAGUCCAAUGUGAAGCCAACGAUUAGCAUGUGCUCUCUAGAGGUCCGUUUGCAUAUAAUUGAAUUGAUUCGCAAGGGAAAUACUUUGGAAGCUGGUCAGGUGGUCGAACAAUUCUUUCCCGACCUGUUGGCAGCAGAUCAUUUGUUAAAGUUCCAGCUGGUACUGCUGCAUGUGAUCGAGUUGAUCCGGAUGGGAUGUACCGAAGAUGCUCUGUUCUUCGCUCAAACGCUACCAUAUGAAGCUGGAAAACACUUGCUGAAAGUGACCCACGACAUUGAACGCACGAUGAUGCUUCUGAUCUAUGAUGAUCCGCUCACAUGUCCGUUUGGUGCAUUGCUGGAGCAAAGCCACCGCGAGAAGGUAGCGCACGCGUUCAAUGAGGCAAUCCUUAAGCGAACAAACGAAGGACUACCUUCGGCGGAAUUAAACCACCUGCCCAAGAUGGUGCAAUGGUGCCAGAACGAAUUAAGUAAGGGAAAAAUUCAAUUUAUUCCAAUGGAAAACUUCGCUACCGCUACGCUAGAGCUAGAGUAAAAGAAACUCCGCAGCACAUAAAUGAAUUCUUGAAACAAGAAUGUUUAGCGCAAACACGCUUGAAUUGAAUGUCAUAAUCAACGAACGCCGGCCUACUAAUGAUAGACCAACAGAAUUCCCAUGAGCCUAAUGACGUUCGAGCAUCAAAUGUUCCAGUUUUUUUUCGGUGCGGUAUUGGUGUUAUCAACGUAACCUAACAACCGGACGAGAGAGAAAAAUAAAGGGCUGAAAGCGAUUAUUGUAUUUUUUUUCUGUACCGUAUUUUCUUCUUUUGGUUGUAUUCAGUAUUCUCGGUUGAUUUCUACUUACAAUACCCAAAGGAAUGGAAGAGUUAGUUGUUAUUCUAAAGAUUUACAACCAUUCGCGAAGUGUGUAAUGGUCAGCAGAACAUCGUACAGAUAGAGAAUAACUGGUAACCUUUUCAACACAGUUUCAUUUUGAGGCCAAUCAGUUUUAAUCGAUUGAAGUAUCGCUCCUUCAGUGAAGGUUAACGGCGGCGGCGGCGCUUGCCACACUUAAACCAGCGGACAAGAUAAUAAGCCUUUGUCCUUCAAUGUCCACGGGUAUUACGGAAUCAAUUCGCAUUGAUACGGUGUAAAUAAACCGCAACUUAUGCUUGUGUAUUAGAUUGGGCCAAUAACAUUUGACGGCCUUCUUGAACAAACCAGUCGUCGGUGUAUCAGAAACUUUUGAACAAAUUAUUUUUUUUUA